AGAGACCAUAGUAGUUUGUAUUUCCCAAGCACAGAGGUGAAGGGAGGGAGAACUAAGGCGAAGAGAGGGGCAGCUGAAGUGUUUCAUGGUGGGUGUAUCCAAGUUUGGAAAAAUCUCAAAACGGAAUUCCUAACAGGAAGUGUAAGUGGGAUUUUCACCCAAACCCUAUCUUUCCUCCGACUGCAGUGCCAGUUUCACGGUCAAAUCCAGCUGCGCCAAGGCUUGCGUUCUCCGCAGCCUUCAAAAGCACCACUUGUGUCUCAGAAGUGAAAUCGGAGGUGGAGCAAAGGGGGAGUCCAGGUGGUCCCGGGCGGGGGGGUGUCUGGGCACGUUCCGGGUUUCAGAAGGGAAAGUCACCGCGGAGCAGUUCACUCUCGCUGUAGGCCCUCCGCAGGGACCUGCUUCCACCUGCGAGCUGCGGCCGCAGAAUGCAGGGAGCCGCAGCCGCCGCGGGGGAGGGGGCGGAGGCGGAGGCGGAGGCGGCACCCAGGGGCCGAGGCCGGGAGGCCCGGACCAUCGCAGUGACAAUUUCUCUUUCUGCCGCGGCGGCAGCAGGGGCGGCCGCUGCAGGCUCGGAGUCGGCGGCCUGCGCGUGGGUUUGCUAGGGCGCUGUUCCCCUGCACCGGGGUGUCCGACAGCGACAAGAAGGAAGACGACAGCGAGCGUAGAGCCCAGGACGAGGGCGCGCGGAGCCGGCGGAGCUCCCCCGGGUAGGGGAGGAGGCGCGGCCGCGGCGCCUGCCAGCCACCGCCACCGGGGCCCGGCUGCAGCGGCCGGACGGAUGCCAAGGCCGCACGGCAGGCGCGGGGGCAGCCGCCGCAGUCGCCGUCCCACGCGGGCUCCGGACCUCCAGGGCUGCUGAAAGAAACAUCUGAUAGGGACUUACUGACAGAAGCUGUGUCUCCUGUGGUGGUGGUGGCAAGAGGAAGAAACAGAUGAAGUGAUUGAGAAGAAGCUGUGAACAUCCACAUCCUCAUUUUUGUAUCCGGAACAACAUGGAUCAGCCGUUGACUGUGAAUUCUCUGAAUAGGUAUAGAGGUAGAUGAUUGAAGAUACUUUUCCACUUUCUGACCCCAUGUUGUCGUUUCCCCUCUAAGAGGAAGAAGUCAUCUUUGUGAAAAAGUUAGCUGCUAUGCCUGACCAUACAGAUGUUUCUCUAAGCCCAGAAGAGCGAGUCCGUGCCCUGAGCAAGCUUGGUUGUAAUAUCACCAUCAGUGAAGACAUCACUCCACGACGCUACUUUCGAUCUGGAGUAGAAAUGGAGAGGAUGGCGUCUGUGUAUUUGGAAGAAGGAAACUUGGAAAAUGCCUUCGUUCUUUAUAAUAAAUUUAUAACCUUGUUUGUAGAAAAGCUUCCUAGUCAUCGAGAUUACCAGCAAUGCACAGUGCCUGAAAAGCAGGAUAUUAUGAAGAAACUGAAGGAGAUUGCAUUCCCAAGGACAGAUGAAUUGAAAAAGGACCUUUUAAAGAAAUAUAACAUAGAAUACCAAGAAUAUUUGCAAAGCAAAAACAAAUAUAAAGCCGAAAUUCUCAAAAAACUGGAGCAUCAGAGACUGAUAGAAGCUGAAAGAAAGCGGAUUGCUCAGAUGCGCCAACAGCAGCUAGAAUCAGAGCAGUUUCUGUUUUUCGAGGACCAGCUCAAGAAGCAAGAGUUAGCCCGAGGUCAGAUGCAGAGUCAGGAGCCUGCGGCUGUGCUGUCGGAACAGAUCGAUGGGAACGCUUUGUCCUGCUUUUCCACACCCAAGAACAAUUCUUUGCUGAAUGUAUUUGCAGAUCAACCUACUAAAAGUGAAGCGACCAGUCACUCUGGCCACUCUCCUCCUGUCAACAGGGCCUUAACACCAGCUGCAACUUUAAGUGCUGUUCAGAAUUUGGUGGUUGAAGGACUCCGAUGUGUUGUUUUACCAAAAGAUCUUUGCCACAGAUUUCUGCAGCUGGCAGAAUCUAAUACAGUGAGAGGAAUAGAAACCUGUGGAAUACUCUGUGGAAAACUGACACAUAAUGAAUUUACCAUUACCCAUGUAAUCGUGCCAAAGCAGUCUGCGGGACCAGACUACUGUGACAUGGAGAACGUAGAAGAAUUAUUCAGUGUUCAGGAUCAACACGAUCUUCUCACUCUGGGAUGGAUCCAUACACAUCCCACCCAAACUGCGUUCUUAUCUAGCGUGGAUCUGCACACUCACUGUUCCUAUCAGCUCAUGCUGCCCGAGGCUGUUGCCAUUGUUUGUUCGCCAAAGCAUAAAGACACUGGCAUCUUCAGGCUCACCAAUGCUGGGAUGCUAGAAGUUUCUGCUUGUAAAAAGAAGGGCUUUCACCCACACACCAAGGAGCCCAGGCUGUUCAGUAUCUGCAAACAUGUGCUGGUAAAAGACAUAAAAAUAAUUGUGUUAGAUCUGAGGUGAUACGUUCCAGAAGCAAGCACCAUCGACACCCAGACACCUGCCCUUGGACAUGUGGUUGCCGGAUUUUCUUAAGAUGUUUCCAGAAAUGACUGAUAUUUUAUAUUUAUAUAUUUUAGAUCAGAAAGUUUGAUAUUUAUUGCUCUUGCACAUUUUGAAGUUUUUUUCUGGGAGGGAGGUUGCUCUGUGUCAAGAGAGGUUAUAUGGUGUUAAAUCCAUCUCUAAUAUUAAUGUACCCAGGUACUGUGGCCAGAUAAUAAAUUGUGCUGCAAACAA
Nycticebus coucang (slow loris) is the source of this 2674-nucleotide messenger RNA. It is a transcript of the gene STAMBPL1, whose product is annotated as STAM binding protein like 1. Gene Ontology annotation, molecular function: protein binding; metal-dependent deubiquitinase activity; K63-linked deubiquitinase activity. Lineage: Eukaryota; Metazoa; Chordata; Mammalia; Primates; Lorisidae. Gene Ontology annotation, cellular component: endosome; membrane. Bases 1133 to 2401 code for a protein of 422 amino acids. The record is from RefSeq and is a predicted model, not a curated record. The transcript is spliced from 13 exons. Gene Ontology annotation, biological process: protein K63-linked deubiquitination.